Molecule: messenger RNA, 3180 nt
Organism: Haliotis rubra (blacklip abalone)
Lineage: Eukaryota; Metazoa; Mollusca; Gastropoda; Lepetellida; Haliotidae
Exons: 3
Coding region: 225-3059 (944 amino acids)
Biological process (GO): G protein-coupled receptor signaling pathway; cell surface receptor signaling pathway
Cellular component (GO): membrane
Molecular function (GO): G protein-coupled receptor activity
Source: RefSeq, a predicted model, not a curated record
UCAUGUUCUCUAUUAACUCUCCGUGUGUGUAAUGAAUGUUCUGCAAUGGACAAUGUUCGACGAUCAAAACGAACAAACACAUUGGGAUAAUUGACAUUCACAUAGACAACAGCUUGACUACAUAGAAAUCACAAUAAUAGACUGUUCGCUGAUUCAAGAGGGAGUGAACCAUGUGUCUUCCUUCCAGGUAUCUGGAUACAGGUAGCAGAUAAGAAAAUAUAUCAAUGGCCUUCACUCAAGUCCUUCUUUUUCUACCACUGGUUCUGACGUCAUCUACAAUUAUUAGCGAUGACGUCAAAUCCCUGAUAUACACGCUGCAAACUAAGUACUGUGGACGACAUCUCUGCUCUCCAGAUACAUCCUAUACUCCUCCGAUAUGUGGAGUUCAGGAUCCAGGCAGAUCGGGGAGGACCACUAUAGGCGUUGAAAACACGACAGCUGAAAACUAUACUUCAGACCCGUCCAAUGAAUUUAACACAGAGACCAGUCCAGAAUUGACUACCAUCAUCUCAGAAACCCACACGUCGGAAUCACCUGUUGAAUCCGGACAUAUUCUAAACCAGCUGCAAAGGUGUGAGCCUUGUCACCGGUGUUCAUGUGACGACAGCUGUGUGAUAUUUGGAGAUUGUUGUGUUGAUAAAGGGAUUGGCGGGAAAUAUUUCUUUGAUUGUGAACUUGUUGAAACAUAUGAUAACGGCAUUAAUUCAGGGUUUUUCCUGAUUGUGACGAAAUGUCAGAAAGAUGCUCCCAAUUACACUGAAGACCUUGCCGAGAAAUGUGAACAUGGAAAACUGGGAUACGUCCAAGAUGGCCGCCUGGUGACGGCGCCACAUCCCUUCAACACCAGCGUCACCUUUAGAAACAAGUACUGUGCUGCAUGCUACGAUGUCAACAAUUACACAUCAUGGGAUGUGUAUAUAAGUUGUGAUGAAGACAUCGAUUCAUCCAAUUACACAAAUAUAAACUCCUUGAUACGUUCAGCAAAGGACUUGAAUUGUUUGGUUACAACUAAUAUAAAAAAAGGGGGCCACGCUAGGUCAUGUGCUAUGGAUAGUAACAUGGUAUCUACUUGCAAUGUUACAGGACUUUGGCGAGAAUACAACAAAAGCAUAGAAGAGGCAUGCCACUCUUAUUACAAUCCAACACUGAACAACUAUAAAAACAUCUUCUGUCAUCUGUGCAAUGGAAGACCAGAACAGGAGCUGAAAUGUCCAUCAGUGUGUGAAAUAUACCUGUUGAAACCAGUGGUGGUAAUGCCCUUUUCUGCACUGCUCAAUUUCGAAAAUUCGGAUGCUGAAGUUGUUGCAAGUCCGAAGGGACAAAGGGGUAGUUACCAGGCCAUAAAACGAUUCGGAGAUCAGACACAUGCUCAGUGCAGAGAUAGAGAUAUCUAUGACUCAUAUUCCAAAAAGUGUCGUGAAAGGUAUUGCCCUUUAUCUGAAAGUAACGAUACUGCUACCUGUAUCCAACUGGUAUCAGAUGAACAUUUGAUCCUCACAACAUGGAAUGUCACACUGUUAUAUAAGGAAGGUAUAACCAUUUUACCUUUCAUUCCAUUCAAUUUUCUUAAUCCUUUGGGUAACUAUUUCCACAAUAAUUAUCAAAAAAUACUAAGUGAAUGUGGAUUUGUUGUUCAUGACAUGAGAGACACGCCUUAUGCCCGUAUAAAGAAUGCAGACAGCCUUGUUGUUGAUGAAGGUCAUUUACAGUUCACACUUCUUCUCCUGCCGAAUUACACCAUUGCGUCUUCACGAGAAUGUUUAGCUGCUUUAAAGAGUGUCACAUUAAACACAACCCAUGAAGGGAAACCAUUACAAGUGGAAGUUCACCCUUUCACAACGCACAGACAUGUACAGGACAAGCUGGCGUUGUUGCCAUACGUAUUCGGAUUUGGAUAUGCAUUUGAAAUGAAUCUUGACAUGUUACUUAGUAUCAACGUCCCACUUGCUUUUAAUGUCACAUGCUCAAUGGCUGCGUUUGACAGUCGGGAAGUUAGCAAUGUAAAUAAUUCUGUCUUCAUACAUGGAGAUACAAAACUGAAUGAACAUGAGUACUUUUUGUCAAACUAUGGAACUUACUUUAUAUGUCUGGAUGCAGUUUUGAGAAGACGGGAGGAGAUGGUGGCACAAGUCCCAACUAAUAUAUCACAGACAUUUCUUGCUUCUACAAUAACAACAGGAGUAUGCCUAUCCCUCAGUUUACUCUUCCUCCUUCUAACUCUGUCAGUCUACAUCCUCAUUAAGGAGCUACACACAAUACCAGGCCUCAACCUCAUCCUGCUCUCAUCUUCCCUCUUCCUUGCACAAGUGUUUUAUCUGUUUGGAGCGGGAACUGUCACUACUCCGAUCAUCUGUACCGUUAUCGGAGUCCUCAUCCACUACUUCUGGCUUGUGUCCUUUGCCUGGAUGAACAUUUGUUGUCUACACAUGUUCAGAGUCUUUACCAAACUCUUCUCCUCGCUACACUUAGCCGACGACAAGGUGUGUCUGAUGAUAAAGUAUUCAGUUUGUGCCUAUGGUGUCCCUCUGGUCAUUGUAACGAUGACUUUAACCAUCACCUACAUCCAGUCGGGCUACACUAAUGUUGGCUAUGGCGGUCCUGCUCUGUGUUUCGUAACUUCUGGAUUGGUCUCAGCUGUUUCCUUUGGUGUUCCUGCUUGUCUAACAGUUGUCAUCAACGUGGUAUUGUUUCUCUGGACAAUGACGUCUCUGCGAUUCAGAAACAAAGAAAAUCAGACUCUGGGAAAGAAACAGGCAAACGACAUCAUUACAUUCUUCAAACUCUCGACUUUGACAGGUCUGUCAUGGUUGUUUGGCUUCAUUGGCUACUUGCUUCAGAGGGUGGAACUGAUGUAUGUGUUCACUGUGUUGACAGCGGGCCAGGGUGUCUUUAUUUUCUUCUCCUUCGUUGUCAGCAGACGGAUCCGCAAGCUUAUCAGAGAAAAACUGAGACGUCUGUGGCUAAGAAAUGAAAAGGGCCACGUUAACAUGGAGGAAAGAUCAAGUGCAAAAGAUACGUCAAUGUCUACCUCGUCCAAAAGAAUGGAGAUUCAUUUCUGAUAGAAUCUCUAUGGUUGAAUAAAGAUCCUUUGUGUCUAUAUACACUCUUCAUACAAAAGAAACGCCGUUCAUUUCGAUAUGUUUUGACAGCAAUCGUCAUUAAGACAAUUCCUAUGUUUGA